Molecule: messenger RNA, 585 nt
Organism: Alligator mississippiensis (American alligator)
Lineage: Eukaryota; Metazoa; Chordata; Crocodylia; Alligatoridae
Product: T-cell-specific guanine nucleotide triphosphate-binding protein 2-like
Exons: 1
Coding region: 45-467 (140 amino acids)
Cellular component (GO): membrane
Molecular function (GO): GTP binding; GTPase activity
Source: RefSeq, a predicted model, not a curated record
AUGCCUUUCAGAAAUGGACACUACUGAAAGCUUUCCAUCAGGCCAUGGAUGUAUAUCAAGGUUUAACCUCAGAGCAGGAGCUGGCCACAGCUUUCAAAAUCUUUGAGUCAUUUGCCUUGUUCUUUUCCUCCCAGGAUUACCAAGUAGCAGCCAGUCAAGCACGGGAGGAGCUUCAGUCACUGGAAAGUGCUGAGCUGAGGAUUGCUGUCCCGGGGGAAACAGGCGCUGGGAAAUCCUCUUUCAUCAAUACCAUUCGGGGACUGAGACCUAGAGAAAAAGACGUGGCUGAAAUUGGGGUAAAUGAAACAAUGAUGAAACCUACACCUUAUCACUGUCUCCACUACCUCAGCGUCACAUUCUAUGAGCUGCCAGACAUUGGAUCCAUGAAUUACAAGCCAGAGAUCUAUCUGAGGGACUUGAACUCCAGCAUCUACGACUUCAUCAUCGUGGCCUCUGAGCAGUUCUGAUCUAGUGAUGCCGACCUAGUCUAGAAGGUCCAGGGGACGGAGAAGAAGUUCUGUUUUGCGCUGGCCAAAGUGGACAUAGACAUAGAGAAUGAAAGAAAAGCUUGUGGCAAAGCCUAUA